AAAGCUACACCAAACACGCCCUUAGUUUAAUUUAAUUACAAAAAAGCGUUCAACCAUAUUUUCGUUUUUCUAGAAUGAGGGGCCACAAAUGCAAUAUAAAGUAAAAUAUGGGCUGCGAAAAAAAUCAGAAAUACCAAACAAACAGCCCCGGCCCCUCGGAAACCACCACCGCCUUUUUCCACCACUAUAAAUACAUUGCACUCGUAUAGUCCGGUUUGCCAAAAUCACUACUCAAAAUCCUCUCUCUACACAUUCCAAACAAAACCGGUUAAAAAUGGCGGCUGCAGCUCGUAAAUCAUGCGGACCGGUCAUCCGGUCCAUUUCCCCUUCCUCAACAUUGAACCGCCACUUCUCCGCCCAAUCGCCGCCGCGCAACUCUUCUUCCUUCGCUUCCGCCUCCACCUCUGCCUACACCUCGUCACGCUCCUUCCGCAGACCGGCCUCCCCCACCCGCGUGAACCUCUACAACUACGCUACUCCUUCGAUCAGCUUCUCCCUGGACCGGUCCGGUUCUCGGAACCAGACUGUCUCAUGCUCCAGCCGGUCCGCGAAGCCUCCGGCCGGCGCGGCUCCUCAUAGGAGGACGUGCAUGUGCUCUCCCACAAACCACCCCGGUUCAUUCCGAUGCAGCUUGCACAAAGCGGCCGGCGGCGGCGGCGUCAACGGCCAGGUUUCCAAUAACAGCUCGCGGACGCCGGCCUGCGGGAGCUCCAGCCGAUUGAUUCUCCGGCGGUCCGCCAUGAAGAAUUCGCUGGUGCGGAUCGGCACCGUCGAGGGGGAUUUGGUGAUGAGAGCACUGGCGGCUCUGAUCCGCCCCACCUCCCACCACCAGCGGCGCCGCGGGGAGUUCCGGCCGCGCCCUAGCCGGCUAUCGACUGUGUCGAAGACUUAAUUAAGUGGUAAUGAAAGGUGUGAAUCGCGAGCUGCGGUGAUGCCGGAAGAACGCGGCGCCGGCUGAAGGUUAUUUAACGGGGAUGGUAUUUUUUAGAUCCGGCGACCGACGACCCAAUUUGAUCGGAGAAGGAGCCGACAUAUUUUUUCAUUUGGCAAUAUAUGUACAGCAAUAUUAGUUUAUUUAUAGAAAUAAUAUCACGUAAAUAUAUGAACUAUUAUCAAUUAA
This is a messenger RNA of Salvia miltiorrhiza (redroot sage), 1120 nucleotides long. RefSeq lists its product as uncharacterized. NCBI's taxonomy places the organism in Eukaryota, Viridiplantae, Streptophyta, Magnoliopsida, Lamiales, Lamiaceae. Bases 275 to 892 code for a protein of 205 amino acids. The transcript has a single exon. The record is from RefSeq and is a predicted model, not a curated record.